Drosophila santomea is the source of this 548-nucleotide messenger RNA. RefSeq names its product protein Turandot B. The transcript is spliced from 2 exons. The record is from RefSeq and is a predicted model, not a curated record. Lineage: Eukaryota; Metazoa; Arthropoda; Insecta; Diptera; Drosophilidae. The coding region runs from base 79 to 498 and encodes 139 amino acids. Gene Ontology annotation, biological process: immune system process.
GUCCAUGAAUAUAAAUUCAGUCUUGUCUUCAAGAUUGUCAGUUCGGCUUGCACUUGCAUUCUAUAAAGUACCUACAAAAUGAAUUUUAAUAUGUCGAUGAUUUGUUUCGCACUGCUCCUGAUUGUUACUUUGUGCUCGGCGUAUUCUGUCCAACAACGUCAAGCUGACAGUCUUAGGGUUGCUGAAAUUAUACGAACCUCCCAGGACGAAAAUACCAAAAUCAACAGAAUCCAGGAACUACUUACCAUAUACAAUCGUAUGGCUCCCAGCUUAAGACCAGCUGAAAGGGCGAGACUUGACAAAUUCAUCAGUGAACAUACGCAAGAAGUCCUAAUCGAUGGAGUUCCCACCCAAGGUGGUUCUAGGAUGAAAAUCAUAAGGAAGACCCUGGCUCCGGCUGCAAAGGACGUGGCAACUGGAUUCUUUACCGAACUCGGUGCAAGUAUUGCAAGCAUAUUCACUAACUGGUUUAAAUCUAGCACCGAACCAAGCCAUUGAUAUUAUUGAGUUCUUUCUUUUAAUAAAAUAAAUUCCGUUUUGAAAGUGAA